This is a messenger RNA of Desarmillaria tabescens, 1242 nucleotides long. RefSeq lists its product as uncharacterized. Bases 133 to 1149 code for a protein of 338 amino acids. The transcript is spliced from 7 exons. Lineage: Eukaryota; Fungi; Basidiomycota; Agaricomycetes; Agaricales; Physalacriaceae. The record is from RefSeq and is a predicted model, not a curated record.
CAAUCGGAGACAACUCCUGACGUAUACAAAACGCAUGGGAGGAAUCAUGCUUCCGUCAAACAGAUCUGAUUUACUUUAUAUGCGACAUAGGGACAGUGGCGAUCUUUCGCUCUCCCCCCACAUCCAAGUAACAUGUUGCGCGACUUGGCAGUGUUUCUAUCUGUUCUAGCCUUGCAGAACUUGAGGGGGGCAAGGGCGCAGAGCGAGGCGACCUGUACUGACUCUGCGUACUCAUGGUCGUUCAAUUCGCUAAAACAAAGUCCUUGCGAUAUAGGAAGAGCAUUGGGUGGUGUAUGUACCACUGAUUUCACAAUCCAGGCCCUUCCGUCGGGGUACCACUAUUCGGGUGUAGGCGCCAUAUACACGUCCGACUGUGUCUGCAAUACCGUGUACUAUUCCCUCCUGGACGUAUGUGCUGCUUGCCAAGGUGGUUCCGUCUCAGUUUGGAAUGAAUGGGACGCUAAUUGCACAACAACGUACCAGACGUUCCCAGAAAAUAUACCCGACGGUACUGCAGUACCACACUAUGCUUAUCAAGCCCUUUUACCAAAUGGCACGUUCGACUUUGCUAGUGCUGUAACCGACACGGGCUCUGAGGCAACACACAUCGCGUCUAGUAGCGCUUCCUCGACUAGCGGUUCUACCUCGCGUUCCGCAUCUGCUUCUGGCACCUCCGCCCCUGCAGCAACCUCUGGAUCAAGCUCCAGUGGAAGUAGCAACACUGGCGCGAUCGUCGGUGGGGUUGUGGGAGGUGUUGUAGGCCUCGCGUUAAUCGCUGGUCUCAUCUUCUUCUUAGUCCGCCGUCGUCGUCGUCGUCGGCCUGCCGUCGCUGCGACUACUGGUCCCAUUGGGGGUGAUAUUCCCCCUCCCGCGCCUUCUUUAGUGGGCCAGAACCUUUCUGGAUCGGCAUAUGCGCCUACUACUACAACAUAUGAUAAAAUUUAUGACCCUAAUGACCCUUCCACUUUUCCUACCGUCCAAAAUGGCUUACCGUAUGGCCAGCAACAAGCUCCGGGAGGAUAUCCUCAACCUUAUGCCCCACAUUCGCCAUCAUCUCCCGACUCGAAUAUGACUCCUAAUAGGUUCUCACCGGCACAGACUACCAGUCCACCACCGUCGUCGGCAUACCGUGGUGCACCAGAGGUUUGAUUUGGUGCAGUAUCACUGGCAGGUAGAUGAGGUGUUGGAUGACUCUUUCGCUGAUUAAAUAAUUGUCGUACCUACGCGUAUAUUUUUUUAUUC